This is a messenger RNA of Cyprinodon variegatus (sheepshead minnow), 14185 nucleotides long. It is a transcript of the gene ryr2b, whose product is annotated as ryanodine receptor 2-like. NCBI's taxonomy places the organism in Eukaryota, Metazoa, Chordata, Actinopteri, Cyprinodontiformes, Cyprinodontidae. Gene Ontology annotation, molecular function: calcium ion binding; protein binding; ryanodine-sensitive calcium-release channel activity. Bases 1 to 14124 code for a protein of 4707 amino acids. The transcript is spliced from 98 exons. Gene Ontology annotation, biological process: intracellular calcium ion homeostasis; calcium ion transmembrane transport. Gene Ontology annotation, cellular component: Z disc; smooth endoplasmic reticulum; sarcoplasmic reticulum membrane. The record is from RefSeq and is a predicted model, not a curated record.
AUGACCACCAGUGGAGAGGGAGACGAUGAGGUUCAGUUUUUGCGAACGGGAGAUGAGGUGGUUUUGCAGAGCACAUUUACCUCCCAUGACGGAAAUUUGAAACUCUGUCUUGCUGCUGAAGGAUUUGGCAGUAGGCUUUGCCGGCUUGAGCCCACUUCAAACUGCAAGAAUGUUCCUCCAGACUUGUCUGUGUGUGGCUUCGUUCUGGCUCAGUGUCUCUCAGUCCGAGCCCUGCAGGAGAUGUUGGCCCAUGGUGGACAACUGGCAGCAGAGGCUGGAGCUGGAGUUGCCCAUCGGACCCUGCUGUAUGGCCAGGCAGUGAUGUUUUUACACUCCUUCAGUGGCAUGUAUCUUUGCUGCCUGUCUUCAUCCCAGACUUCACCUGACAAACUGGCAUUUGAUGUUGGUCUGCAAGAGAAUAAAGCUGGUGAGGCAUGUUGGUGGACUGUCCAUCCAGCUUCCAGGCAGAGGUCAGAGGGCGAGAAGGUGCGUGUUGGAGAUGACCUUAUACUGGUUAGUGUGUCCUCUGAGAGAUAUCUGCAUCUGUCCUUUGGAACUGUGUCAGACAACCAAAGCCUAAGUGGCAGUUUAAUCGUCAGCGCCUCCUUCCAGCAGACUCUGUGGAGUGUUGCUCCCAUCUGUUCUGGAGGUGCCAUUGCUCAAGGUUAUUUAAAGGGGGGUGAAACAUUGCGUCUGCUCCACAGCCACAGUGAUGCCUGUCUCACUAUUCCUUCUUCAGAGCAUGAGGAUGAGCUGCAAAGAGUAAUGCAUUAUGAGAUUGGAUCGGUGUCUGGUCAUGCACGGUCCCUCUGGAGGCUGGAAAUUCUACGAGUUGCGUGGAGUGGGAGGCAUACCUGCUGGGGUGAGCCUUUUAGAUUGUGCCAUGUAACAACUGGAAGGUACCUGGGUCUUACAGAGGAAAAAGGCUUGCACCUAGUCGAUCGGGAUAAAGCUGAUAUCAACACAACCUCUUUCUGCUUCAGAUCAUCAAAGGAAAAACUUGAUGCUGGCAAAAAGACAGAUACUGAUGGUAUGGGAAUCCCAGAAAUCAAGUAUGGAGACUCCAUGUGUUAUGUUCAGCAUCUGGACUCAGGACUGUGGUUAACCUAUCAAGCUGCAGAUGCCAAGUGCCGCUUGGGUGGGAAUCUGCGCAAGGCUAUUUUGCACAGCGAGGGUCACAUGGAUGAUGGGCUGACACUGUCUCGAUCUCAGAGAGAAGAAUCUCACACUGCCAGACUCAUCCGGAAUGCUAUCUUUUUGUUUACUCACUUCAUAAGGAACCUCGAUGGUUUUAAUCAUGAUGGAAACCUUUCCUCAGUCAGCCUGCCAAUGAAGACAGUGAUAUGCAGCCUCCAGGAUCUCAUCAAGUACUUCCAGACACCAUGUGGGGAACAAAGCCAUGAAGAAAAGCAGAAAAAGAUUGCUGCUCUUAAGAAACGCCAGAACAUGUUUAAAGAAGAGGGUGUGAUAGAUCUGGUCUUGGACUGCAUUGAUCAUCUACACCAUUAUAGUAGUGCCUCUUAUUUUGCCGAGGCUACUCAGUGUGAUGCUGGAGAGCGGUGGGAGGCCGUAAUCAGCCUGUUCUAUGAGUUACUGGCUUCUUUGAUCCGGGGAAACCGUGGAAACUGUGCUCAUUUCGCAAGCUCUGUUGACUGGCUGAUAGGCAGACUAGACCAUCUAGAAGCAUCUUCCGGAGUCUUGGAAGUUCUGCACUGUGUUCUAGUAGAGAGUCCCGAGGCCAUAACUGUCAUAAAAAGUGGACACGUUCAGGCUAUUAUCUCUUUUCUGGAAAAGCAUGGACGGAACCACAAGGUGCUGGAGGUGCUGUGCUCACUGUGUGCGUGCCAUGGCGUAGCCGUGCGCUCCAAUCAGAACCUCAUCUGUGACAACUUGCUGCCAGACAGAGAUUUGCUACUUCAAACACGACUCACUAAUCAGGUCACCAGCAUGAGACCGAACAUCUUCCUUGCUAUGGGAGACACGUCAGCUCAGCACCGGAGGUGGUACUACGAGUUGGUCAUAGAUCAGGCUGAGCCAUUUCUCACAGCUGAACCAACACACCUGCGUGUUGGCUGGGCCUUCACCAAAGGCUACCUGCCUAGGCCCACAGGAGGAGAAGGAUGGGGGGGCAACGGAGUAGGAGAUGAUCUCUACUCGUUUGGUUUUGAUGGGCUACACCUGUGGUCAGGUUGUGUGGGCCGUAAAGUCAGUUCCCCCUUUUCUCACCUGCUGAAAGAUAAUGAUGUAGUGAGUUGCUGUCUUGACCUCACGGUUCCAUGCAUCUCCUUUCGGGUCAAUGGUCUGCCUGUACAGGGCAUGUUAGAGAACUUCCAUGCUAAUGGACUUUUGUAUCCUGUGGUCAGCUUCUCAGCUGGAGUCAGAGUUCGUUUUCUGUUCGGUGGGGUAAAUGGGGAGUUUCGCUUCCUGCCCCCUCCCGGCUAUGCUUCAUGCUCUGAGGCUCUUCUCCCAAAAGUCAAGCUGAAGGUAGAGCCAUGUCAGAAAUACAUCUCAGACUGUGAAGAGGGGAAAAAAGAGCUCUUUGGCCCGGCUGUGCCGAUCACUCCAGUAACCUUUACUCCCACUCCAGUAGACAUAAGCAAGGUUGUAUUACCUCCACAACUUGAAGACAUCAAAGAAAAAAUGGCGGAAAAUUUUCAUGAACUCUGGUUAAAGGACAGAAUUGACCUUGGGUGGACAUAUGGAACAGUGAAAGAUGAAAGCAAACAACAUGAUCCUUGUCUAGUUGAGUUCUCCAAGCUUCCAGAGCAGGAGAGAAACCAGAACCUACAGAUGGCUGAGGAUACACUUAAGACCCUGCUUGCACUUGGUUUCCACAUUGGUUUAGCUGAUGACUGCGCUGAGGAACGCACCAAAUACAUGAGAUUACACGCAAAGUAUGAGCUGCCCUGUGGCUACAGGCCUGCACCCAUAGAUUUAAGACAAAUUAUCCUCAGUUCAGCCGAUGAGCAUGUGGUUACCUUGCUGGCAGAAAACCAACAUAAUGUAUGGGCCAGAGAGCGUAUCAAACAGGGAUGGACCUAUGGACCUCAGCAGGAUAUAAAAGGAAAGCGGAGCCCUCACCUCGUACCUUACAGUCUUGUUGAUGAAAGGAUGAGAAAAGCAGGCACUGAAAGUGUGAGAGAGGCCGUCUGUAUCCUGCUGGCAUUUGGCUACAGCCUGGAGUCCUUAAGCCAGGAACAGACUCCUUUAUCAAAGCCAUGCCUCUUCUCGAUGGAAAAGAGCAGAGUGUUCAGACCAGAUAAAUCCUACGUGGUGACCAAGGGGAAGUGGUAUUUUGAAUUCGAAGUCCUGACAGCUGGGAAUAUGAGAGUGGGUUGGGCCCGACCAGGCUGUACUCCAGAUAAAGAGCUUGGCUCAGAUGACCAGGCUUAUGUCUUUGAUGGAUUUGAGGCUCAGUGGUGCCAUCAGGGAGGUGAGCCCCUGGGGCGUCCGUGGCUCAGAGGCGAUGUGGUGGGUUGCUUGGUGGACAUGUUUGAAGGCACCAUGAUGGUCACGCUCAAUGGAGAGCUGCUGUUUAAUGACAGAGGAUCAGAGCUGGCUGCCAAGGAUUUGGAUAUCAGAGAUGGCCUGUUGCCUGUGGUCAGUGUUGGGGUGAACCAGGUGGGAAGGCUAAAUCUAGGCCGCCAGGUGGAGACUCUGCAGUACUUUAAUGUGUGUGGCCAGCAAGAGGGUUAUAAACCUUUUGCCUUUAAUAUGACCAGAGACCCAUCUCUGUGGAUGAGUUGGAAUCUGCCGCACUUUAUGUCAGUGCAGCCUGAUGAUCAAAACCUUCAGGUUACUCGACUCAGGGGCUCAAUGGAUUUCUUAUCCAGCCUGAGGGUCUCUCAGCGUUUGUUGGUGCAACAUGGUGGAGGGAGUGAGAUGGGCUUUUACCGGCUCAGCAUGCCCAUUGAGUGUGCUGCCACACUCAGAAGCCCUAAAGAUGGUGUGCCUCUAGUCCCCUCCAGCUCUUUAACUCCAAGUUCAGCGAGAAAAGAGCUGGAGGACACAGACUCUGACUUUGAAGUGCUGAUGAAGUCAGCACGCAGCUUUGCUGGCUCAAGAGAUGAGCUCAACCACAAGGAUCACGGUCAUGAAAAAACAUCAAAACUAAAACAGCGGUUCAUGAUGAAAAGGAACAAACCAGGCUUAGUCAGCAGUAACUCCUCUGCACGGCUUCUGGAAGACGUCAUUGUUGAAAAGGAUAACUAUGACCAUCUUAUCCAGAGCGCUAGAUAUUAUUAUGCAGUGAGGGUUCUUCCUGGCCAGGAGCCAUUCAAUGUGUGGAUAGGCUGGGUGACCUCUGACUUUCAUCAACAUGACACAACAUUUGAUGCGGACAAUGUCGGCACAGUGACUGUCACCCUCGGAGAUGACACUGGCAAAGUUCAGGAAAGUGUGAAGCGAUGCAACAGUUUCAUGGUUUGUGCUGGAGAGGCCACAGGUCUGUCUCAGAGUCGUCGGAGUGCAGGGUUGGAGAUUGGCUGCUUGAUUGAUUCAGCGACUGGACUGCUCACCUUUACUUCCAAUGGCAUUGAAAUGUCAACUUUCUUUCAAGUGGAGGCUGGUACCAAGCUGUUUCCAGCUGUUUUUGUCAAGCCAACCACCACCAACAUGUUUCAGUUUGAACUUGAAAGCACAAAGAACGUCAUGCCCUUGUCAUCAGGUUUGCUUCGCAGUCAGAGAAGGAACCCAAGUCCUCAAUGCCCUCCAAGGUUUCAGGUUCAGCACCUGAAACCUGUCACAUGGACCAGAGUACCAGACAGUGGGUUAAAGGUAUUUGUAGAUCGACCAGAUGAGCACCAUGGCUGGAGAGUCCAAUGCUCUGAUCCCCAACAAGUAAUGAUUCUUCAGAUUCCUGAAGAAAAUAGGUGUGUUGACAUUUUGGAGCUGUCCGAGCUUGAUGACCUCCUCACUUUUCAUCAAAAUAUCCUCCUGCUCUACUCCUCGCUAGCUGCCUUUGGUAACAACAGAGUUUGCCAUGCUCUGUGCAGUCACGUUGACCAGUCACAGAUCCUCUAUGCUAUUCAGAAUCCUAACCUCCCGGGGCAGCUCCGCUCAGCGUAUUAUCAGCUCCUUAUUCAGGUUUAUCUAAGCAGCCACACAACAGCAUGCCUUAUGAUGAAUCAUGAAUACAUAAUCCCAAUGACUGACCAGACCAGAGAAGCCUCAUUUUAUCUUGGUAUGGAAAAGUUUUCUGGAGGGAUUGCUCAAACAUCAGAAGGCAUUCCUAGCACUUGCAGAAGCAAGUGCCUCAAACCGCAGAUGCAUUUCUCAUCUCCUUGUUUUGUCAGAGGUUAUGAGACUGAAGAGGAAAGUGUGGCUGAAAUAGCCUGCACAGACAGCCCAGAAAUUCCUUUGGACAUACUGAAGAAUUUGACAUUGGACAUGCUGACUGCUGGGGUUGUAGCUGUCGGUCAAGCUGUGAGGGAUCCUGCAGGAGGAAGUGUUGAAGUUUUGCUUGUUCCACCUUUAAAAGUGUUGUACAGCCUUCUGGCCAUGGGAGUGUUUGGGGAUGAAGACCUUGCAAAGGUUCUUUGGCUAAUUGAACCAAAUGUAUUCUCCAAAAAUAUCAAAACUGUUAAAGGGAAGGAAAAGGAAAGUGAAGAUGAUAAACAAGGACAAAAGAAGAGGAGCACAAACCAUGAUGAUAUCAAUAAACAAGGGCUUCUUCAGAUGAAGCUUCCAGAAGCUGUCCAACUUGAGCUUUGUCAUCUGCUGUCCUACCUGUGUGACUGCCAGGUGCAACACAGAGUUGAAGCAGUGACUGCAUUCUCUGCAGACUUUGUACAUCGGCUACAAGAAAACCAGAGGUUUCGUUACAAUCAGGUCAUGCAGGCUCUCAACAUGUCUGCAGCGCUGACUGCUCGCAAAACCAAGGAGUUCAGGCUUCCUCCACAAGAACAGAUGAAUUUGCUGCUAAGCUUCAGGGAAGAUGAACAACAAGAGAACUGCCCCUGUCCUGUCGAACUCCAACAGCUAUUAUUGGACUUUCACCACCUGCUUAACACACACUGUGGCACUGAAAUGGUUCCAGACUCAGAGGAAGAAGAUGAUGCCAAAAUGUCUUUAAAAGAUUGGCUUUUUUAUCGAGUUGGACAUAAAAAGAAACCAAUAGAAUUGAAAGAACAUAAAUCUUCCUCCCCAAAGUCUCUCAGAAGACUGAUUUCGGAGACGAUGGUGUGCUGGGCUCAGGAAAGAGAGAUAGAAGAUCCUGAACUGGUCAGGGCUAUCUUCACUUUGCUAUACCGGCAGUAUCAGGGCCUCGAGGGCCAAAUGAAAGGGUCACUGUUAAAGGCAUAUACCAUCAGCCAGUCUUCCAUGGAGGACACCAUGGCACUCCUGUCCUCCCUGUGCCAAAUCCGUUCUCUCCUAAGUGUCCGUAUGGGGAAAGAAGAAGAGAAGCUGAUGAUCAGAAGGCUUGGAGAUAUUAUGAAUAAUAAAGUUUUCUACCAACAUCCCAAUUUGAUGAGAGCUUUAGGCAUGCAUGAGACUGUGAUGGAGGUGAUGGUCAAUGUUCUGGGUGAAGGAGAGUCCAAGGAAAUCACUUUCCCCAAGAUGGUAGCCAGCUGUUGUAGAUUCCUUUGUUACUUUUGCCGUAUCAGUCGUCACAAUCAGGGAGCUCUAUUUGACUGCCUCACCUACUUACUGGAAAACAGCCGAGUUGGACUGGCUUCCCCAUCCAUGCGUGGCUCCACUCCUCUUGAUGUGGCAGCAGCCUCUGUUAUGGAUAAUAAUGAGCUAGCAUUAUCACUAAAGGAACCUGACCUAGAAAAGGUGGUUCAUUACCUUGCUGCAUGUGGCCUCCAGAGCUGUUCAAUGCUUGUGGCAAAAGGCUACGCUGACAUUGGAUGGAACCCCGUGGAGGGAGAGCGCUAUCUGGAUUUUCUACGCUUUGCUGUCUUCUGUAAUGGUGAAAGCAUAGAGGAGAAUGCAUAUGUGGUCUUGCGGUUGCUCAUUCGUCGGCCUGAAUGCUUUGGCCCUGCGCUAAGAGGAAAUAAAGGAGAUGGACUCCUAGCAGCAAUGAAGGAAGCCAUUAGAAUCUCUGAGGACCAGUCUAUGGAUGGACCUUUACCCAGUCAGCACUCAAACAGAACAAUGGACGCUCCAAACAACAAUGACGAUGACCUUAUUCACAUGGGGCAUGCCAUCAUGACCUUCUAUUCAGCGCUUAUUGACUUGCUGGGACGCUGUGCUCCAGAGAUGCAUCUAAUUCAAGGCGGCAAAGGAGAAGCCAUUCGCAUCAGGGCCAUCCUGAGAUCACUCAUCCCUGUUCAGGAUCUUGAAGGAGUCAUCAGCCUCUGCUUUAAACUCCCAUCAAUUUCUGAAGAUGGUGUGCUGGAUGAGCCUGACUUGUCCACAGUGUUCUGUCCAGACCACAAGGCUGCUAUGGUUUUGUUUCUGGAUCGGGUUUAUGGUAUCCAGGAGAGGAGUUUUCUUUUGCACCUUCUGGAAGUCGGCUUUCUGCCUGACCUUCAAGCAGCUGUUUCUUUGGACACUACUGCCCUAGGAUCAACAGACAUGGCACUGGCUCUCAAUAGAUACUUGUGUACAGCUGUUCUUCCCCUGCUCACCAAACAUUCAGCCCUAUUCCAGGAUUUGGAGGAUCAUGUAUUGCUGGUAGAUUCCCUUAUCCAGGCAAUCUACAGGCUCUCUAGAGCUCUAUGCUUGACCAGGGCUCAGAGAAACACCACAGAGGAUUGCUUGCUAGCUUUGUGCAGUAAUCUCCAGACAUCUACGAUGCAGCCUCUCCUUCAAAGGCUUGUCUUUGAUGUUCUCCAUCUCUCAGACCACAGCAAUAUGCCUCUAAAAAUGUUGACCAAUCAUUAUGAGCAGAGAUGGAGGUAUUAUUCCCAAGCUGGAAGGCAGAAUGACCAGAACUUUGCGUCUGAAGAUGAACUCAAUCUGUCUACAAAGUUAUUCUGGAGUGUUUUUAAGAGCUUGACAAAAAAGACCCUCAGUCCUCAGUUGUUCAGACUAAGUGUGCAGUGCCUUGUUUCAGUUGCCAAAGCUUUGCCUCCUGACUAUGUAGAGCCAGGCUGUUUGUCUCAAAUGGAGGGAAUAACCUCAUUGGAGAGCGGAUAUUUUGACCUCCAACCUGUAGACACAUCAAAUGUCUCUGUUCCUGAAAGACUUGAUUUUGUGGUUAACAAGUAUGCAGAGCACACUCACGAGAAAUGGUCUCUGGAGAAGUUUGCCAAUGGCUGGGUACAUGGGGAGCAGCUAUGUGAAAACACCAAGGUUCAUCCUCUCCUGAAGCCAUACAGGGCUCUGGCUGAGAAGGAAAAGGAUGCAUAUCGCUGGUCCAUCAAAGAGACGAUAAAGAGUAUGUUGGCCUUUGGAUGGACCAUAGAACGUACCAAAGAAGGAGAUGCAUUCGGUAUACAUGCCUGUGCUCGCAGGGUCUCUCAGUCCGGUCAGCUUUCGUUUGAAGGAGCAUCUACCUUUAGCCCUAAACCUUUGGACAUGAGCAGCAUCACCUUAUCAUGGGAACAGUGUGCUAUGGCUGAACAGUUGGCUGAAAACUACCAUAAUGCCUGGGCUAAGACUAAAAAGAUGGAACUUGAAAGGAAAGCGGGAGGUAAUUCCAUGCUGGUGCCAUAUGAUGCUCUGACUGCCAAGGAGAAGACCAAGUUCAGGCAAAAAGCUCAGGAAAUACUGAAGUUCCUUUUGCUCCAUGGCUACACUGUGUGGAGGGAUCGAAAACCCAUGGAAAUGGACUUCCCUCCAACUGCAAAUUGCUUUGGACACAUUUUCAUCCAAAGGAUGCUGUAUUACACUGAGGAGGCUCAAGAGAACAUGCUAAAGCUUGAUCAGGGACUACCAGAUCAGGUGGAGGACAUGUGUCACCCUCUUCCUUCAUUGGAAAUUGCACUGGGGAAAGUGGAGGAGCUGGCAGGUGCUGGAGCUGGAGCUCAUCAGAUGCAAUACAUUCAUGUUGCAGAGGUCAUUUUGCCCAUGCUGUGCAGCUAUGUUUCACACUGGUGUCGGGGGGGCUCUGAUGGCCACCACGAAAGCCCAGUUUUCACGUCUGUUGUUCCUCACCAUGCGAGCGACCUGAUUGGUUACAUUCUGCGCAUUAUCCACAAUCAUGUGGGUGCUAGCCAGGGGGACUGGAUAAAACAGCUUGCAGUUUUUUCUCUGCCAAUCAUCUGCAAAGCCCACAGCGAGCUGUUAAAAAGUCACUUUCUCCCCUUGAUGGAGAAGCUCAGAAAAAGGACAGAGUGUGUCCAACUAGAAGAGGAGCAACUGAAAGCGGAAGACUGCAGCAGUUCUGAAGCAGAGUUGCAGAUACAGGAGAAAUACAGAGUUCUGGUUCAGGACCUGUAUGCCUUCUAUCCUCUCCUCAUCCAGUUCGUCGAUUUUAAUCGAGCCAGAUGGCUGAAAGAGACGAUCCCUGAGGCUGAGCAGCUGUUCAGCAUGGUGGCAGAGGUCUUUGUAUUCUGGGCCAAAUCUCAUCAUUUCAAAUGGGAAGAACAGAGUUAUGUGGUCCAGAAUCAAAUCAACAACUUAGCUUUCUCGUUUUCCAGCGACAACAGAAUGGAGUUUAAGCAUAAAAAGAGAAGGAUGAAGAGGAAGGAGGAUCGCUAUUCUGCACACACAUCUCUCAUAGUCGCUGCCAUGAAGAGGCUUGUUCCUGUGGGACUCAGAGUUUGUUUUCCUUUUGACCAGAGCCUUAUCAUGUUGGCUAAAAGCUGCUUCUCUCAGAAUAAGCCUGAAGAUGAGAUUCAGGAGCAUAUUUUGAGUUAUCUCAAUCAGUUUCAUGGUCAGGCAUCGAACAAAGUCAGCAGUGGGAUUCUGUCUGCAGAUCUCCCUGCACAGCUUGGGUCCCAAGCCGACACACAAAGGGCUGUGGACAGGGUUCUAGAAAUAGCUCGAGUGCUUUAUUAUCUGGAUCAGGUAGAGCAUCCGCAGAGAAGCAAGAAGCCUUCUUGGCAUAAAGUUUUAUCCAAACAAAGAAAACGUGCAGUUGUUGCUUGCCUAAGAAUGACUCCACUCUACAACCUACCACUGCACAGAGCUGCCAACCUUUUCCUUCAAGGCUACAAUAAAUCUUGGAUAUCAACUGAGGGACGUGGCUUUGAGGAAAUGCUUGUGGAGGAUUUAGCUAAGGGGCAAGUGAUAAACCAUUGGAAAGGUGACAAAGAGGAGGUAAAGGAGGUGGUAGAAAGAGCCCAGGCGAUCGAUCCCCUCUUGCAACUCAUUAUGUUCUUCAGUCGAAGUGCACUGACAGAAAGCAGUAAGCUUGAUAAUGACAACCUCUACAAAUGUUAUGCUGGUAUUAUGGCAAAGAGCUGUUGCAGAGAGAGCAAAGAUGAUGAUGAGCAGGAAGUAGAAAGCUUUGAAGAGAAGGAAAUGGAGAAACAGAAGCUGUUGUACCAACAGGCCAGGCUGCAUUGUCGUGGAGCCUCAGAGAUGGUUCUGCAAACUAUUAGUGCCAGCAGCGGCACUAUGGGAUACAUGAUUGGUCCUACUCUUGAACUAGGUAUUGCUCUUCUCAAUGGGGGGAAUGCAACUGUUCAGCAGAAAAUGCUGGAUUAUCUAAGAGAGAAGCGCAAUGUUGGCUUUUUCCAGAGCAUGGCUGGACUCAUGCAGUCAUGUAGUGUCCUGGAUCUGAACGCAUUUGAGAGGCAGAACAAAGCAGAGGGAUUAGGCAUGGCUACGGAUGAGAGCUCAGGAGAAAAGGUGAUGCCUGACAAAGACCUGGCUUGUGACCUAUUCCGUUUUCUGCAGCUGCUCUGCGAAGGACAUAAUUCAGAUUUCCAGAACUAUUUGAGAACACAAACUGGGAACAACACCACUGUCAACAUUGUUAUAUCAACUGUUGACUAUUUACUACGGGUACAGGAAUCGAUUAGUGAUUUCUACUGGUACUACUCUGGGAAGGACGUUAUUGAUCCUCUGGGUCAACACAACUUCUCCAAGGCCAUUGAAGUCACCAGACAGGUCUUCAACACACUCACCGAGUACAUACAGGGUCCAUGUAGUGGGAAUCAGCAGAGUCUUGCUCAUAGUCGUCUUUGGGAUGCUGUCGUUGGAUUCCUCCAUGUUAUUGCUCACAUGCAGAUGAAGCUGUCUCAGGAUUCAAGGCAAAUAAAACUUCUUAAAGAGCUCAUGGACUUAUUGAAGGACAUGGUUGUGUUUCUGCUUUCCAUGUUAGAAGGCAAUGUUAUCAAUGGGACAAUUGGAAAGCAGAUGGUGGAUAUGUUGGUGGAGUCGUCAUGCAAUGUGGAAAUGAUCCUCAAGUUUUUUGACAUGUUCCUCAAACUAAAAGACCUGACCUCUUCAGAGGGCUUCAGAGAGUUUGACCCUGAUUGUAAGGGCAACAUAACCAGAAAGGACUUUCAGAAAUCCAUAGAAAACUGCAAGCGCUUCUCCCAAGCUGAAAUUCACUUCCUGCUUUCGUGCAUUGAAAUGAAUGAUAGUGAGAUCUUGGAAUAUGAAGCAUUUGUGGAUCGAUUUCAUGAGCCAGCAAAAGACAUUGGUUUCAGCAUCACUGUUCUCCUUACAAAUUUGUCGGAGCACAUGCCGAAGGAUUCCAGGCUGAAGACAUUCAUGGAACUGGCUGAAUGUGUGCUGGCUUACUUUCAGCCCAGCCUUGGGCGCAUUGAGAUUCUUGGCAGCGGGAAGCGGUUUGAACGAGUCUACUUUGAGAUCAGCGAAUAUAGUCGCACACAGUGGGAGAAGCCACAGGUUAAGGAGUCCAAGAGGCAGUUCAUUUUUGAUGUGGUCAAUAAGGGAGGAGAGAAGGAGAAAAUGGAGAUGUUUGUAAACUUCUGUGAGGAUACCAUUUUUGAGAUGCAGCUUGCAGCCCAGAUAUCCGGAUCAAACACAAGGGAUAAGUUUACUGUGAAAAAAGAGAAUGAAAAAAGUGAGCUCGAUGAGGAUGAAAGCCCAAAUGACAAGGGGCGGACUUGUAUCUCCUAUUUGUGGCUGAUGCUAACCUUUGUCCUGUCUUGGAAAAACCUGAGAACACUGAUGAAGAUGACUCUGAGGGAUUUCUUAAUAGCAGCAUUUCGAGUCUUUUCAUACAUUUGUAUGGUUCAUGUCCGCUGCAUUUCUGUUGUCAUCUGUCACAUCAUGUAUUUGCUAUACAUCACAUUUGUCAACAGUGGUCUUAUAGAGGCAGCAAAAAGAAUGAAGGUGUCGGACUUAUUUGGUGGUAUCCUUGAACCAACUCUCGACGAGGUCAUGGAGAUGCCAAAGAGUAUGGAUCCAAUUAGAAAGUACUCUGCUAGUUUCUCAUCCCAGAAAGAAUUAAGGGAGAUUGGGCAGAUGGCUUCAGUGACCUUUCCCAGAGAGGUGGACAUACUUUCAGACAUAUUCGGUCUCAAACUGAAAAAAGAAGGAGGUCAAUACAGAAUUAUAACGCAAGAUCUCUCUGAUAGUCUGGCUGAUCUGUUCAAUGCAACAAUGGUUGAUAAAGAAAUUUCUGAGCAGCCCCAGACUUCGUUAAUGGACCACUCGGGCAAUGAAAAAAAAGAAGAUGAGAAAAUGGAGGAGUUACACGAUCAAGAUGCACUGAUUCACAACCAACGCAUGCUGUGCUCUAAGAGCAAGGACAUGCAUAGAGAUGAUAAAGGAAACAUGGAGGAAAAGAAGAAACACAGUGCCAAAGGAUGCUCUAAUAGGUUGAAGGAAGCACAGGGCCAGCAUUCUGCUCUCUGGGAGAUGAUAAGCGCAAAUAACAAGAGUCUUCUGAAUUACUUUGCAAGAAAUUUUUAUAACAUGCGUUUGUUGGCAUUAUUUGUUACUUUUUCAAUCAACUUCAUCCUUCUUUUCUACAAGGUAGUAUCUUUGCCUGCACCCAAAGAAGAAAAAGCGGUUACAUCUGUGAACGGAAAAGAACUGGACUCCACUAUGAAAAAUACAAGCAAUAGCAAUGUUCAUUUUGUGCUCGAAGAAAGCAGUGGUUACAUGGAACUGUGCCUUCAUUUCCUUUCUAUUGCACACACAAUCAUCUCAUUCUGCUGCAUUAUCGGUUACUACUGCCUCAAGGUGCCGUUGCUGAUCUUCAAACGAGAGAAAGAGGUGGCACGAAGGCUCGAGUUUGACGGACUAUAUGUGACACAGCAGCCUCCCGAAGAAGACAUCAAAGGGCAAUGGGACCGUCUGGUCAUCAACACACUAUCGUUUCCGAGUAAUUACUGGGAUAAAUUUGUGAAAAGAAAGGUGAUGGAUAAGUAUGGAGACUUUUGCGGCUGUAAGAAGAUCCGUGAACUAUUAGGUCUGGACCAAGCUGCUUUAGACUUCAGCACUGAGAGAAAAGAACAUAAGAGGCUCAGAAGAGACAGUGCCUGGAGUGCGCUAUUUAACUCCUUUGACGUAAAGUACCAGAUCUGGAAGCUAGGAGUGGUGUUCACUGACAAUUCCUUCUUAUAUUUGGCCUGGUACAUGACCAUGUCAGUUUUGGGUCAUUAUAACAACUUCUUCUUUGCUGCUCACCUUUUGGACAUCGCCAUGGGCUUUAAGACGCUUCGUACCAUCCUUUCCUCUGUCACACACAAUGGAAAACAGCUGGUGCUGACCGUGGGACUUCUGGCUGUUGUGGUAUAUCUUUACACUGUCAUAGCCUUUAAUUUCUUCAGGAAGUUUUACAACCAGAGCCAUGACAACGAAACUGACGAUAUGAAGUGCAACGACAUGCUUACUUGCUACAUGUUCCACAUGUAUGUGGGAGUGAGAGCAGGUGGUGGGAUUGGUGACGAGAUCGAGGAUCCUGCUGGAGACGAGUUUGAAGUGGAACGCAUCAUCUUUGAUAUUACGUUCUUCUUUUUCGUCAUCGUCAUCCUACUCGCCAUCAUCCAGGGCUUAAUAAUUGAUGCCUUUGGAGAGCUUCGAGACCAGCAGGAGCAGGUGAAGGAGGACAUGGAGACCAAAUGUUUCAUUUGUGGAAUAGGAAGUGAGUACUUUGACAAGAUCCCUCACGGCUUUGAGACUCACACUCUGCAGGAGCACAACUUGGCAAACUAUCUAUUUUUCCUGAUGUAUCUUAUUAACAAGGAUGAAACUGAACACACUGGACAGGAAUCCUAUGUGUGGAAAAUGUACCAGGAGCGUUGCUGGGAAUUCUUUCCUGUGGGAGACUGUUUCCGUAAGCAGUAUGAGGAUCAACUCGGCUGACAGAACAUCCAAGAGGUCAAAACCCUCCCAAGAUAGUGUUAUUGCUCGGGAGCCACAUUGC